AUGGGGGCAGGGCUUUGUGGGUGCAAUCUCACUGCUCAGUCCUGUGAAAGUUUGUCUUCAGCUCUUCAGUCAUCAAACUGUGUCCUGAGAGAGCUGGACCUGAGUAACAAUGACCUGCAGGAUUCAGGAGUGAAGCUGCUCUCUGAUGGACUGAAGAACUGUAAGCUGGAGAUACUGAGGUUGUCUGGCUGUAUGGUGACAGAGGAAGGCUUUGGUUAUUUGUCAGCAGCUCUGAGUUCAAGCACCUCAAACCUGAGAGAGCUGGAUCUGAGCUACAAUCACCCGGGAGAUUCAGGAGUCAAGCUGCUCUCUGAAAAACUGAAGGAUCCAAACUGCUCACUGGACAAACUCAAUGUGGAUCAUGGAGGAGAAUCCAGGAUUACAGCAGGAAUAAAGAAAUAUGCCUGUUCUUUCACACUGGAUCCAAACACAGCACACACUGAACUCAUUCUGUCUGAGGAGAACAGAAAGGUGACACGUGUGAGAGAGUAUCGGUGGAAUCAUCCAGAUCAUCCGAAUCAUCCUGAUCAUCCAGACAGAUUUGAUGUGUGUUCUCAGGUGUUGUGUAGAGAGAGUGUGUGUGGACGAUGUUACUGGGAGCUGGAGUGGAGUGGAGAUGUGCGUAUAUCAGUGUCUUAUAAGAGCAUCAGCAGGAAGGGAUGGGGUAAAGAGUGCUGGUUUGGAAAUAACGAUCAGUCCUGGAGUUUGUACAGCAGUCACGUAUUCAAACACAAUAACAUAAAGACUGAUCUCCCUGUAGAGUCCAUCAGCAGGAGAACAGGAGUGUAUGGUGAUAAUGUCAGUAGAAUAGGAGUGUAUGUGGAUCACAGUGCAGGAACUCUGUCCUUCUACAGCGUCUCUCACACAAUGAGCCUCAUCCACACAGUCCAGACCACAUUCACUCAGACGCUCUAUCCUGGAUUUAGGUUUACUAUUUAUCCUGGAUCAGUGAAACUGUGUUGAUGAAUCAGAAUAGACUCAUGAGAGAUUCUACCCAUAAUGCUUUGAGCUGUGUGAUAAAUCAGUGACAGUGAGAUGUUAUAGUCUCUUCAUCACAUUAAUACUGCACUUCAUGACUUAAUACCGCACUUCUGUCACUGAAAUAACAGAAUAAAUGUGUGUAAUAAAUCCUCAUAUAUGUGUGUGUGUGUCCUGCUGAGUGACGAUUCUUUGUU
Molecule: messenger RNA, 1175 nt
Organism: Sinocyclocheilus grahami
Lineage: Eukaryota; Metazoa; Chordata; Actinopteri; Cypriniformes; Cyprinidae
Product: butyrophilin subfamily 3 member A3-like
Exons: 5
Coding region: 1-963 (320 amino acids)
Molecular function (GO): protein binding
Source: RefSeq, a predicted model, not a curated record